Molecule: messenger RNA, 1962 nt
Organism: Notolabrus celidotus (New Zealand spotty)
Lineage: Eukaryota; Metazoa; Chordata; Actinopteri; Labriformes; Labridae
Gene: ccdc13
Product: coiled-coil domain containing 13
Exons: 14
Coding region: 120-1868 (582 amino acids)
Biological process (GO): non-motile cilium assembly; cytoplasmic microtubule organization
Cellular component (GO): centriolar satellite
Source: RefSeq, a predicted model, not a curated record
CCCGCGAGAUCUUGUUCUUGGUAAUGUUUCUACCGUUGCCAAGGAUACAACAGCGUCGCAGUCUCGAGUCUCAGGUCAAAACAGCAUCCUAUUAUUUUACAGAGGCCCCGUUUGGAUAAAUGAAAGAGAUCAUGGAGCAGGAAGAUGAACUGAAUGAUUUGAGGCUUCAGUUCCAAAAGCUACAGAAACAGCAGGAGAAAAGAAAACUGGAAAGAAAACAGGAGAAAGAACAGCUGAAGUUUAAUGCCAGCGCUUCACAGGAUGAUUUGGAUCUAUCUGAGCCAGGAGUUCAGGCAGACAAUCUUGAAAAUAGGCUGCUACAAAAUGAGAAUGAAAAUUUGCUGGACCAGCUAAGGGGACUCAAGGAUGAAAAUGGCCGGCUCAUUAAACUCCUCAGUGAAAAGGAUUUUGAAAUCAAACACUUGCAGAAGAAAAGAGAAGAGGACAGACUGGCCUUUGCAGACACACCAGGCUUGACAGGAGAUAAUGCAGCUACCAAGAUUGUUGAACUUUCUAGGAAGAAUAGAAGGCUGACUGCUGAAGUAGAGCGAGAAAAGAUUAAAUCCAAGCAUAACAGCAACAGAAUUAAAGAUCUUGAGAAAGAGCUCAAGGCUGCUUUGAUGAACUCUCAAUCUGGGCAAAAGACUGAUAAAAAGUCACGUAGUAAGAGCUCAUCUGCAGACUCUGAGCAGGAAGAUCCGUUGGUGAAAUCUCUGCAGGAAAAACUAGCUGCUGCCCAGCUGAAAGUGAUAGAGUAUCGCAAUCAGGUUCAAUCAGUUAAACAGGAGUUGAAAGUAGCUCAGAAGGUUUUGAUCAGUGAAGUUGGGGAGGAGGUCAAUUUUCAGCACCUGCUUAGUUGUCCAGGGACCUUUAGAGGCCGUUCCCAGCAGAUUCUGGCUCUUCAGAUCAGGGUGAAGGAUCUGGAACAGCAGCUGCAACAGUCAUCUCAGCGAAGGCAGCCGAGUGUCCUGAGUGGAGAAGAAGAGUAUCUGGGCAUGGGGGCCUUACAGAAGACCCCUCCUCAAGACAGGAACUUCAGCCACAUCCGCACCAUUGAGAAGGAGAAAAGAGAAGCUUUUGAGAGAAUCUCAGCGGACUAUGAGGCCCUCCUGAAAGAACACGAGGAUGUGAAGAAAAAGCUGGAAGCUUCUAAAGCCAGGAACAAAACUCUGACUGCUGAAAUGAAAACUCUGAAGGUCCAGAUCUCCACCCUCUUUGAGAAGGGCAAACAUGAUGAUGAACUUGUGGCUGCUCUGCUGAAGCAGCAGAGCCAGAUGCAGGAGGUGCUGAAACAGCUCAGCCAACCGCAGAACAUACAGAGCAAAGAGACUCAGCUAACCCCGAGACCACAGCAAAACAGUGAGUCUUCAGAGCACAGCGCUCUCAUCAAGAAGCUCAAGGAGAUGGUUGCUCUGAAAGAUGCCAAGAUAAAAGAACUAGAGGAAGAAAUCCAGCAGCUCCCUGUCAGGCUGUUGCAGGAAGAGAGCUACGAAAGACAAUCCAGCCUCAGGACAACAGACUACAGUUCAGGUUUCCCCCCUGAAGAGGGAGACAUUUACAAGAGAAUGACAUCGUCAGGAUCUGUCUCUAAAUUUGGUCAUAAACUAGUACUGCCUGCUGUUGGAAGCAGUAUAGAAUCCAAGAGUUCAAGCCCCUUAAAUUGUCCACAAUGUACAGCUGAUGUGAGUGCACUGAUGACCCAUAAUCAGGAGUAUAAUACACUUUGUGCAGAGAGGGAUGGACUGGUUAACACACUACACAUAAAGGACAUGGAGGUGAAACAGAAGCUAUUGGAGGCAGAACAGAAGUACCAGGAGGCACACCGCAGGAUUGUCAUCCUGGAGCAGCAGCUAGAGAGGACAAAAUAAGAUCCAAAGUAAGGACUUGCAUGUCAAAGCCAUAUGACAGCAUGAUGUAACAGUUUCAAACAGUUAUAUGUUAUUAAAAAGCCUCACUCAUGAA